AAGGAAAGGGAUUUUAUUUUUUUUUUUGACCGAAUUCAGAAAGAAAAGUGAGAAAUUUGAAAGUGAGAGAAAAGGAAAAGCAUUCUCAGCGAAAAAGAAUUUGUUUGUGUAAUGGGCAGUCCCAAAUUCAAACUCUCCGAUUCCCUCUCUCGUCUUCCUCCCAAAUCUUCCUUCCGAUACUCCACCUGGUACUCGCCGCCGCCGCCGUCGCCGCCUCACACCGACGAUCUUCUCGCCGCCGUCUCCACAGCCAUCAACAACGCCCAAACAAAGCCUCUCGCCUCUUCUCUCCGGCGGCUCCUCCCUUCCCUCAGAGCCCACCAUGUGGUCAAUCUCCUCAACCACAACCCGUUCUCUCUCCACCCUCUCUCUCUCUUCUCCUUCUUCAACUGGCUCUCCUCUCAGCCCACCUUUCGCCACACCGUCCAAUCCUACUGCGCGAUGGCUCACUUCCUCUGCGCCCACCGAAUGUUCGCGGAAUCUCAUUCGAUCGUUCGAUUCCUCGUCUCCCGCAAAGGGAAAGACUCAGCGUCUUCGAUCUUUGCCGCGAUUCUCGAAGUUGCAGGUACGCGCUCUUCGAAUUUGGUGUUUGAUGCUUUGAUGAUUGCGUAUGCGGAUUCCGGGUUCGUUUCCGAUGCGAUUCAGUGUUUUAGGUUAGUUAGGAAGUAUAAUUUUCAAAUCCCGUCCCGUGGUUGUGGUUACUUGCUUGAUAAAAUGAUGAACUCGAACUCCACUGUGUCGAUUUGGACGUUUUAUUCGGAAAUUAUGGAUUCUGGAUUCCCGCCUAAUGUAAAAUACUUCAACAUUUUGAUCAAUAAGUUCUGUAAAGAGGGUAAUAUUAGAGAUGCCAGGUUGAUUUUCUUUGAAAUUGGGAAGAGGGGUUUACGUCCCACAACUGUUAGCUUCAAUACCUUGAUUAAUGGGCUCUGUAAGUCCCAAAAUUUAGAUGAGGGUUUUAGGUUGAAGAAGAUUAUGGAAGAAAAUAGAAUAUAUCCUGAUGUUUUCACCUACAGUGUUCUGAUUCAUGGGUUAUGCAAAGAAGGCAGGCUAUAUGAUGCAGAACAACUGUUUGAUGAAAUGCAGCAGAGAGGAUUGAAGCCAAAUGAUGUCACUUUCACCACUUUGAUCAACGGGCAAUGUAGGAGCGGGCAAAUUGACUCAGCCAUGAACACUUAUCAGCAAAUGUUAACCAUGGGAGUGAAACCUGAUUUGGUUAUGUACAACACACUCUUAAAUGGCCUUUGCAAGGUUGGAGAUGUUAGUAAAGCUAGGAAGCUAAUUGGUGAAAUGAAAAUGGUGGGGAUGAAACCUGAUAAAAUCACUUACACUACACUCAUAGAUGGUUACUGCAAAGAGGGAGAUCUAGAGUCAGCUAUGGAGAUUAGAAAAGGAAUGAACGAAGAAGGGGUUGUGCUUGAUGAUGUAGCUUUCACAGCCCUUAUUUCAGGUUUGUGUAGAGAUGGAAGGGUGAUUGAUGCCGAGAGAACCUUGAGGGAGAUGAUGGAAGCUGGUAUGAAACCUGACGAUGCCACGUAUACCAUGGUGAUCGACGAGUAUUGUAAGAAGGGUGAUGUUAAGAUGGGGUUUAAGCUGCUGAAAGAGAUGCAGAGAAAUGGCCAUAAUCCUGGUGUCAUAACUUACAAUGUGCUUAUGAAUGGAUUGUGCAAGCAAGGGCAGAUGAAGAAUGCAAAUAUGCUAUUGGAAGCAAUGCUUAAUUUAGGAGUAACUCCAGAUGAUAUUACAUACAAUAUUCUUUUGGAAGGGCAUUGUAAAAAUGGAAAAGCAGAGGAUUCCAUUAAACUCCGAAAUGAGAAAGGACUUGUUGUCGAUUAUGCGUAUUAUACUUCUUUAGUUGGUGAAUACGAUAAAUCCUUAAAGGACCGUCAAAAGAGGUGAUGGUGAUAUGUUGUCGAAUAGGUAACUUCAGAUGGCAUAACAUACAGCAUUCUUUCUGGAAGGGCAUCGUAAAAAUGGAAGAGCAGAAGAUUUUCUUCAGACGUCAAAGAUGAGGUUCGCUAAUUCUUUUCAAAAUGCGAAGAUAAAAAGCUCUCACGGAACCAAACCCAAUGACAAAUAACAUGUAGUGGAUUGUGCAUAUUAGGCUUCUUUAGUCGGUGAAUCCGAUAAAGCCUUAAAGGAUUCUCAAAAUAGAUGAAGAUGAUAUGUUGCCAGAUGAAAACUUGUCUGUCUUCUUUCAGUGGAUAUUUGGCAGUUCAGUUAACUCACAAAGUAGAACAACGAUGUAGAUAAAAGGAUUAUCUACGCAAAGAGGAGCUCGGAAUGUGUUCAAAUGGUAAAAGAGACUUUGGAGUGGGUUAAAUCUCUCGGUGGACACCUACUUAAGAUAUUAAAAUCUUACAAGCUUCUUACCAAUCAAAUGGGAUCGGAAUAGUUGUCUCAUGAGAUUAGUCAAAGAAGGAGAAAAAGAGAAGAGCUUGGAAGGAACUUUGUUGGUAAGGGAUUGUUUCAAAAUAA
Momordica charantia (bitter melon) is the source of this 2475-nucleotide messenger RNA. Its product is annotated as Pentatricopeptide repeat (PPR) superfamily protein. Gene Ontology annotation, molecular function: protein binding. NCBI's taxonomy places the organism in Eukaryota, Viridiplantae, Streptophyta, Magnoliopsida, Cucurbitales, Cucurbitaceae. The record is from RefSeq and is a predicted model, not a curated record.